Messenger RNA from Yarrowia lipolytica CLIB122, 750 nucleotides. RefSeq lists its product as uncharacterized. The record is from RefSeq and is a predicted model, not a curated record. Lineage: Eukaryota; Fungi; Ascomycota; Dipodascomycetes; Dipodascales.
AUGCUAAAGUUGCACUACCGGAAUUUCAUCACAGCACAGCACAGCACCACGAACACCACACCUACAAUGAUUGCUAGUGUUUGCAAGCGAGCCGGAUUGCGGGCUGGCCCACGGGCAUACCCAGGAGUGCGCCAGUUUGCCCUCCGAGCAUACAACGAGGAGAAGGAGCUGGCUCUCAAACAGCGGCUUUCGCAGCUUCCUCCCCCCGGCAAGGCCUUUGUGACUGCCGAGGGAGAGCCUCGACCUGCCAAGGAGGCCGAGCUGGCUGAGCUGGCUGAGAUUGCCGCUCUGUACAAGACGGACCGAGUUGGCAUUCUCGAUAUUCUGCUGCUGGGCAACAAGCACGCCCGACUGUACCGAGACAACACAGCACUGCUCAAGGAUUACUACUACAACGGUCGACGAAUCCUCGACAAGAUCCCCGUCAAGGACAAGCAGACAGGCAAGGUGACGUGGGAGAUCAAGCGAGAGGGCGCCGAGAAGGAGGACUGGGUCAAUCAGAUGUACUUUCUGUACGCACCCUCGCUGAUUCUGCUGCUCAUCGUCAUGGUGUACAAGUCUCGAGAGGACAUCACCUUCUGGGCCAAGAAGGAGCUCGACCAGCGAGUUCUGGACAAGCAUCCCGAGAUUAACGAUGCUCCCGAGAACGAGCGAGACGCCCUGAUCGUCGAGCGAAUCAUUGCUGGCGACUACGACAAGCUGGCCAGCUUACAAAAGAAGGCCACCCCCACCCCGGCUACUUUGAUUUAG